This is a messenger RNA of Terrapene triunguis (Three-toed box turtle), 4277 nucleotides long. RefSeq names its product pumilio RNA binding family member 2 (gene PUM2). Gene Ontology annotation, biological process: miRNA processing; regulation of mRNA stability. The record is from RefSeq and is a predicted model, not a curated record. Lineage: Eukaryota; Metazoa; Chordata; Testudines; Emydidae. Gene Ontology annotation, molecular function: mRNA 3'-UTR binding. The coding region runs from base 5 to 3613 and encodes 1202 amino acids. The transcript is spliced from 22 exons. Gene Ontology annotation, cellular component: cytosol; cytoplasm.
CCUAAUGGGCAAACGCAGGUUUCUACGUGGAAUGAGCAUUCCAUGUGUCCUCCUAGGCAUGAAUGAAGUGGCCUGGCAGGAGACCAGAGGAAUGAUGCAUGCGAACAUUGGUCAGGAAGCCAGUGGGGUUGGAAUAGGGGUUGCCCCAGCUGGAACAGUAGGUGGAGCAACAGCAGGGCCAGGGCCUGGAACUUCAGGGCCCAGUUCAGGUGGAAACAAUCCUCACACCAUCCCUACAGCUGCAGUGUCAGGUGCUUUCAAUGUCCAGGUACCCCUCAGUGGACGGUCUCAGGAUGAUGCCACAGUUGGAUAUUUCUUCCAGAGGCAGGCUGGUGAGCAGCUGAGUGGCUACUCCAGCAAACAUCGCUGGCCCACAGGAGAUAGCAUUCAUGUAGAUCAUUCGGUUCGAUCUGUGGAUGAGAUGAAUCAUGAGUUUCAAGCUCUUGCACUAGAAUCUCGGGGAAUGGGAGAGCUGUUACCUGCCAAAAAGUUUUGGGAACCUGAUGAUUCAGCAAAAGAUGGACAAAAAGGGAUAUUCCUUGGUGAUGAGUGGAGAGAGACUGCAUGGGGAACUCCUCACCAUUCUAUGUCCCAGCCUAUUAUGGUACAGAGAAAGCCUGGACAGGGUUUUCAUGGAAACAGUGAAGUAAAUGCUGUAUUGUCUCCUCGAUCAGAAAGUGGUGGCCUUGGAGUGAGCAUGGUAGAAUAUGUGUUAAGUUCCUCUCCAGCAGAUAAAUUGGAUUCCCGGUUUAGGAAAGGAGCUUUUGGCACUAGAGAUGCUGAAACAGAUGGACCUGAGAAAGGAGAUCAGAAAGGAAAGGCUUCUCCAUUUGAGGAGGACAAAAACAGAGAUCUUAAACAAGGAGAUGAUGAGGAUGUUACUAAAAUAAAUGGCAGAGGUUUGCCAAAUGGAAUGGAUGCCGAUUGCAAAGAUUUUAAUCGUACUCCUGGAAGCCGACAAGCCUCCCCAACAGAAGUAGCUGAGCGCCUGGGUUCUAACCCUAACUCCACAGAAGGAUUAGGCCCACUUCCCAAUCCUACAACCCACAAACCUCUGGUAGAAGACUUUUCAAACCCAGAAACUCAGAAUCUGGAUGCCAUGGAACAAGUUGGUCUUGAUUCUUUACAGUUUGACUAUCCUGGCAAUCAGGUACAAAUGGACUCCUCAGGAGCUACUGUAGGACUUUUUGACUACAGUUCUCAGCAGCAGCUUUUCCAGAGGACUAAUGCGCUAACUGUCCAGCAGUUAACAGCAGCUCAGCAGCAACAGUACGCAUUGGCUGCAGCUCAGCAGCCACACAUAGCAGGGGUAUUCUCAGCAGGCUUGGCUCCAGCUGCUUUUGUGCCAAACCCGUACAUUAUCAGUGCUGCUCCUCCAGGUACUGACCCAUACACUGCAGCAGGGUUAGCUGCAGCAGCAACACUAGCAGGUCCGGCAGUGGUCCCUCCUCAGUAUUAUGGAGUUCCAUGGGGGGUAUAUCCAGCCAAUUUAUUUCAGCAGCAAGCUACAGCUGCAAACACCACAGCAAAUCAACAGGCAGCAUCACAAGCACAAGGACAACAACAGGUUCUGCGUGCUGGAGCAAGUCAGCGCCCUCUUACUCCCAAUCAGGGUCAGCAAGGGCAACAGGCAGAGUCACUUGCAGCAGCUGCGGCCGCAAAUCCAGCUUUGGCUUUUGGUCAGGGUCUUGCUACAGGCAUGCCAGGCUAUCAAGUACUAGCCCCUACUGCGUAUUAUGAUCAGACUGGUGCCUUAGUAGUAGGCCCUGGAGCAAGAACUGGCCUUGGAGCACCAGUCAGAUUGGUGGCCUCAACUCCUGUUAUAAUUAGUUCUGCAGCAGCACAAGCAGCUGCAGCAGCUUCAGCUGGAGGAACAGCAAACAAUCUCGCGGGAGCCACGAACGGUCUAUUUCGGCCACUUGGUGCCCAACCACAACAGCCGCAGCAGCAAACAAAUAGUAGUCUACAAUCUAAUUCAUUUUAUGGCAGUAACUCUUUGACCAAUAACUCCCAGAGCAGUUCCCUUUUUUCACAUGGUCCUGGCCAACCAGGAAGUACUUCUCUUGGCUUUGGAAGUAGCAGCUCCUUAGGAGCAGCUAUCGGCUCUGCACUUGGUGGAUUUGGCUCAUCAGUUGGCAGUUCUGCAAGUAGUAGUGCCACAAGGAGAGAUUCUCUAUCUACUAGCUCUGACUUGUACAAAAGAUCUAGUAGCAGCCUAGCACCCAUAGGGCAGCCAUUUUACAAUAGUCUGGGAUUUUCCUCCUCUCCAAGUCCAAUAGGCAUGCCUCUGCCAAGCCAAACUCCAGGACAUUCACUUACGCCACCGCCAUCACUUUCAUCACAUGGAUCCUCAUCCAGUUUGCAUUUAGGAGGGCUGACAAAUGGUAGUGGUCGCUAUAUCUCUGCAGCACCUGGAGCAGAAGCAAAGUAUCGCAGUGCCACGAGUACCUCCAGUCUUUUUAGCUCCAGCAGCCAACUCUUCCCUCCUUCACGUCUUCGUUAUAGUAGGUCUGAUAUUAUGCCCUCUGGACGCAGUAGGUUGCUGGAAGAUUUCAGAAAUAAUCGCUUCCCUAACCUUCAACUAAGAGACCUUGUUGGACAUAUAGUUGAAUUUUCUCAAGACCAGCAUGGUUCGAGAUUCAUACAGCAAAAGCUGGAACGAGCUGCUCCAGCUGAGCGCCAGAUGGUAUUUGCUGAGAUUCUGCAAGCAGCGUAUCAGUUGAUGACUGAUGUAUUUGGAAACUAUGUAAUACAGAAAUUCUUUGAGUUUGGAAGCCCGGAACAAAAGUUAGCCCUAGCAACACGCAUACGUGGUCAUGUUCUGCCAUUAGCCCUACAGAUGUAUGGUUGUCGGGUUAUUCAGAAAGCACUAGAAUCUAUCUCACCUGACCAGCAGGUAAUUAAUGAAAUGGUGAAAGAGUUGGAUGGUCAUGUUCUGAAAUGUGUGAAAGAUCAAAAUGGAAACCAUGUUGUACAAAAAUGCAUUGAAUGUGUCCAGCCACAGUCACUCCAGUUCAUCAUUGAUGCUUUCAAAGGACAGGUGUUUGUGCUUUCAACUCAUCCGUAUGGCUGCAGAGUAAUUCAGCGUAUUCUGGAGCACUGCACUGCUGAGCAGACUUUGCCCAUCUUAGAGGAAUUGCAUCAACACACAGAACAGCUUGUGCAGGAUCAAUAUGGAAAUUAUGUUAUCCAACAUGUGCUGGAGCACGGUCGUCCUGAAGACAAGAGUAAAAUAGUUUCAGAAAUAAGAGGAAAAGUUCUAGCUCUGAGUCAGCACAAAUUUGCCAGCAAUGUCGUAGAAAAAUGUGUAACUCAUGCAUCUCGUGCUGAAAGAGCUUUACUUAUUGACGAGGUUUGUUGCCAGAACGAUGGUCCUCACAGUGCCUUAUACACCAUGAUGAAGGACCAAUAUGCCAACUAUGUUGUUCAGAAGAUGAUUGAUAUGGCUGAACCUGCGCAGCGGAAGAUUAUAAUGCACAAGAUUCGACCCCACAUUACAACUCUGCGUAAAUAUACCUAUGGCAAACACAUACUGGCCAAGUUAGAGAAGUAUUACCUGAAGAACAGUGCUGAUCUGGGGCCAAUCGGAGGACCACCAAAUGGGAUGCUGUAAAAGACCAGACAUACAGGCAGCAACUUGAAUGAAAGAAAAAUUUCAUUGUGAAUUAUCAAAACCCACAACUUAACUAUAAAUGUUCUGAUUUUUUUAAAUCUAUUUAUUGACUCUGUUCAUCCAUUUGUAAAAUUUUUAUUGUUCUUGUGUAUAUUUUUUGGGAGUGAAUUAUAAAAUAUCUCCAGCCCUGGCCCGGAGACCUAUCAGAUUGAACUGCUGACAAAGCACAGAAUGCCUGUAUAUGAUGUAAUUGUAUCAAAAUAGCUGUCACAUAUUUUGUAAAUUUUUACCUUGUAAAGUCACUGAAAAAUAGUUUUUAAAGGGAAAAAGUACAUUAUUCUUUUAAUACACUGGCUUGCAAUCUGGUAGGUCUACCCACUAUCACAGCACAACAGGUUUCUAGAGUUGUAAAUAGAAUGUCUUUCUCCCCCCCCAACCCCCCUUUGUGUGGAGUCUUUUAUACCAGAUUAAAAUAGAUCAACUGCAUAAAUAUUUAACAUGUUACAGAAAGUUAAGUUGUAUUUUGGUGGUUCACAACAUAUCCAAAUAGCAAAAAGGGCACGGCAAACUAAAGUAGGGAUUGACAAAACAAUGGAAACUUUAAAGACAAGCAUCCGUCAUUUGCUGUGGCCAUGAUUUUUUUUUAAAAAUGCAAUGCCCUAAU